AUGAGAGCGGCAUAUACUUUGGUUGCGGACCUUUGGAAACGAAGAAACAUUGUCCAAUCCAUUAUGGACCCAUCAGAAGUCAUCAUCAACCGAUGCACUCUUGAACUCCUCUACCUAAAGGGCAUCGUGGUCUUGGAUAGACGGUACAUCGGAUAUGAGUACCAAGAUCCCAAGAUCGAGGGUUUCCGACGCUCUUGCGUGAAAGCUGCACACUUGAGAUUCUCACCUGUCAAGCAGACAUGCAUCAAAUGUUCCAGCCCGGUGGCCGACUCCAGGAAGAUCAUAUAUGACUUUCUCCCUGCUGCAACGGUGGGCUGCCCUGACUUAUCUGUGCGAUUAGAAUCUCAGUCGACUUUCAGAGAUGAGAGCGAAAUGAAUGGACUUGUUUCCAAGGGGAUUCUAGCACUAAAACAGUCACAGAAGAUUCGGGUGUCUAACAGUCACAAUACAUCAGAAUCUCGCGUUGCAUCCCUUGCACUGGAUCUGAUGGUUCGUAGGGCCGCUGAAAUCCAAGCUGCCUCUUCAUGUGAUAGAGCAAUGCAAUCUACGGGUCAUUCCAUAUUGGACCAGAAUUUGCAAGAUCCUGGCCUUGGUGCAUCUUACUUAGAAUCGACCGAUGAUAUGGCUACUUUAUUCUCAGAUAUUUCCGAUUCUCUUGGCUCCCAUUCUUCUUACCGAGAGCCAUUGGGUAUCUUCUUUGCAUUCUACUAUUCCAGUUAUAUGCCUCAUUCUCGGGAAUAG
This is a messenger RNA of Penicillium soppii, 741 nucleotides long. RefSeq lists its product as uncharacterized. Bases 1 to 741 code for a protein of 246 amino acids. The record is from RefSeq and is a predicted model, not a curated record. Lineage: Eukaryota; Fungi; Ascomycota; Eurotiomycetes; Eurotiales; Aspergillaceae. The transcript is spliced from 3 exons.